GGUGGUUGGAAACGAGAUUUGGGACAAUCCUUGAGUUUCCUUUUACUGAUUCCUGGCGCCUUUCACCAGCUCUGUACAAUUUCAGUUCAUGGAAGAUUUCAACAUGUCAGUUAGGAGAGUUCCACCUCUUACAGAUGACAGCCGAGAUCUGCAGAAGCAGAUUGGAUGCAUGAAUGGAAUUUUCCAACUCUUUGAUCGUCACCAUUUCCUCGCUGCCCGACGAGGUAGCAGCCACCGCCACAAGAGGCUGCUUCAAGGUCCUCAACACCAGCAGGAUUACAAGUCCAUGAAGGCUGCCAUGGAAAAAGGUUUGGAGAUGCAGAAAGAGAAGCCACGAACCUCCACAGAAUCGUCCAGGGCCUCGUACUCAUCCUCGACUUGUUCAACCUCGACAUUCUCCUCGAUUGAUUGCAGUAAGGUAGCUCAGCCAGAUGCCCUUCCGUUGAAGCUAAUCAAUAUUCCUGAAAGCACAUUUCUGGCCACUGCCACAAAAGAGCAACAGCCUUCAUCAGCUAAGAGCACACAAUCGCUCGAUCUUCAGGACGUAGUGAAAGAUUCAGUGUAUAGAGAAGCACGUGCCCUGCCUGUCAAAUCCCGGAUUGCUAAUGAAAGGAGAGGCAAGGUGAUGAAGCACAUCGACUCCCCCAGGCCUUCAUUGCAGCUUGAUUCUGAGAAGACAAAACUCAGAGGUUGUGAGGGGCUGGCUCAUGUUCCGGGUAAGCCCCGAGAAAGUACAAGGAAUACUAAAGAGCGGCUUGCACUCCCACGCUUCUCUUACGAUGGAAAAGAAUCACAGGAGACGAUUAAGUGGGGUGGGAAGCACAAAGAACACCCAAGACUAUCAUUAGAUAGCAAAACAAGUUCCAUGAAAUACUCGGCCCUUGAGUCACGAUCGAACUUUCUUGUCCGGGAUCAGAACAAGGAACAAGUGACCUUCAGUGAUGUUCUUCCAAUCAAUGAAGAAUCUGGGAGUCACCAUCGAUCAUCCAGCAUUGUAGCAAAGCUGAUGGGCUUGGAGGAAUUCCCCGAUGCCAUCUCCUUGCACGAAAAUUCGACUCCAACACUGCAAUCAUAUGCUAAAGAAGCUUUCCUUUCACAUAUGGUUUCAUCAGCUGAGCAAAGCAAGUCAAGCCAAGUAACUCACUCACCUCGCAUUUUGCAAACCAAUCAUGCAUCUCCAUCAUCAAGACAAUCCGAUGCCAAUUUUGUCAGGAAACUGAGAUUUCCAACAGAACCUGCUCCCUGGAAACAACAAGAUUGCAGCCAAGGCUCUCCAAAAAUGGCUUUACAGACUAGGAAAGCUGCAACAGAUACAAAGCGUCAGACACUGUCAGUUUAUGGUGAAAUUGAAAAAAGGAUAGCAGAACUUGAAUUCAAAAAGUCAGGCAAGGAUCUCCGAGCCCUUAAACGGAUACUCGAGGCAAUGGAAAAAACAAGGGAGCAGAUGGAAAAUCAAAGAGGGGAAUCUGCAGGAGCUGCCUUGCAGAUGACAUGCAGUGUGGAAGGAAGCUGUUCAGAUCAGAACUCUAGCUUGUCAAGCUGGAAGGAUGGAAAGAAUCAUGGUCGAGUUCUGAUCAAGGGUCCUGGAACUCAAAGGCCAUUAGGACCUCCAGUCAUGAUCAUGAAGCCAGAUAAAACAACAGAUAGAGUCAACCUUCCAUAUUCCACACAGAUCUCUGCAGCAGAGAUGCCACAAUUGUGGCGAGUCCAAACUCAGGAACCUAAAUAUAACAGGGAAAACUCAGGCCAGAGACAAAGGGCUAAAGAUUUUUCACCAAAGAACAAUCUCAAAGACUCCAUGGAGCAUUUUCUAUCCCCUGGCAAGAAAACUACUUGGAGAACUCCAGAGCAGGGCAGAACCUCAGGAAGAGCUCAACACAUUACAGUAGAAAACUGUACUACUUCUGGAAGAAAUUCUGGAACUACGAGUCCAAGAUUGCAACAGAAUCCACUCAGGACAGGACCAUCUCGUCCCAGCACUUCACUGUCAGACUCAAGAGAUGUCAGGAAGUCACAUGGUAAGAAAAUCAUAAACAAAGGUUCCCAGAAUAAGAAAACCAAAGUAAGAGCCAAAGAUCUGCAGUUAAGUGAUGAUCAGCUGAGUGAGCUAAGUAGUGAGACAAGAUACUCAAGUUACCAAGGCGACACAGCUUCCGUAAAAUCAGAAAGCAAUAACAGCCUAGUUUCUCUGACAGAAACAGAGAUCGCAAGCCUGGCUCAUUCGACUAAUAUAAAUGCUGAGCAAAAGAAGAAUUAUGUGCCAAGAACAAGAAAACAUAAGCCAGCAGUUGAUAAUAUAGCAACCACAGUGGAGCAACCAAGUCCAAUCUCAGUUCUUGACGAUUCCUUCUAUUGUGAAGAUUCUCCAUCUCCAGUAAAGAAGACAUCAACAGCUUUUCAAGAUGAUAUUUCAAGCCCAGGUGAAGCAGAAUGGCAUCUUGAAGAUCAGAAAAUUAUAACAGAAUGCAGAAGACCUGAUCAGGGUUGCGAGUACAUUAAGCAAGUAGAAGGCGGGAGACACCCCAUUCAAGAGCUUAGGUCUUUGCACAAUUAUCCCGAUGAAGCUUCUACUUUAUUGGUGUCUGGAUGUGGCCAAAAUCCAGAUCAUGUAUACAUAAACAAGGUUCUAUUGACAUCAGGGCUUCUCAAAAACUCAAGCUUCAUCUCAACUACUGAACAGCUUGUUUCAUCAUCUCAUCUCAUAAAUCCUGAUAUGUUCCAUGUCAUUGAACAAUCAGAGGAAGCUUUGGGGAACUUUCAUGGUGAAGUCAUCGACAAGAAUGAGAAGACAACCUCAGAUAAGAAAAUUCAAAGGAGGAUCAUUUUUGAUAUGGUAGAUGAAAUAUUGGUUCGUAAGAUCAAUUCAGGCAGAUUUGCAGGGGGGAAGAAAACGACAAGUCCACAGUUGCUGUUGGAUGAGAUUUAUACAGAGAUGGACUAUGUGAGCCAGAUUUCAAAUUGCAAUCUUGAUAAUGCAGAAGAUGAAAUCACCAGGCUCUUAAUAGCAGACAUGAAAUAUCAAUCAGAAGACUGGGCAGAUUACAGGGGUGAGGUUCCAGCCGUGGUGUUGGCCAUCGAACGCCUCAUCUUCAAAGACCUUAUCAAUGAAGUAGUCAUAGGCAAGGGUAUGGAAGUUCGGGAUUGGCCUAACAGGCAACUAUUUAGACAGUAGGAUGGACCCUUGUGAGCCAUCUUUCCUAAUGGAUCAUGCAUGUCAUGAUAUAACUCUUUUAGAAUAGAGAGCACAAUCAUAUUGUAAUUCCAAUGCCUUCCUUUCCGUUUUUUAGCUCAUUCCUAGGAUGUGCUUGGGUACAAUCAUGCAAUGACUUAUAUUGAUCAUUGAAUAACGUAAAAUGCACCAUUG
This is a messenger RNA of Andrographis paniculata, 3364 nucleotides long. Its product is annotated as protein LONGIFOLIA 2-like. Gene Ontology annotation, biological process: regulation of monopolar cell growth. The transcript has 6 exons. Bases 89 to 3172 code for a protein of 1027 amino acids. The record is from RefSeq and is a predicted model, not a curated record. NCBI's taxonomy places the organism in Eukaryota, Viridiplantae, Streptophyta, Magnoliopsida, Lamiales, Acanthaceae.